GCGGCGGGCACUCGUGCUCGGCCCGGGCUCCGGUUCGCACUCGGCCCCCGGCUUCCGACCCGCGGCGGCGGCGGCGCGCCCCCCGCAGCCCCGGCCCCACGCGCCCCGCCCGCGCGCUCGGCCCCGCGCAGCAGCAGCCAUGCCGCCGCGGCGCAGCAUCGUGGAGGUGAAGGUGCUGGACGUGCAGAAGCGGCGGGUGCCCAACAAGCAUUAUGUCUACAUCAUCCGGGUCACGUGGUCCAGCGGCUCCACCGAGGCCAUCUAUCGGCGCUACAGCAAGUUCUUUGACCUCCAGAUGCAGAUGUUGGACAAAUUUCCCAUGGAAGGAGGACAGAAGGACCCCAAACAGCGGAUCAUCCCCUUCCUGCCAGGCAAAAUCCUCUUCCGACGAAGCCACAUCCGGGAUGUGGCCGUCAAACGCCUGAUACCCAUCGAUGAAUACUGCAAGGCCCUGAUCCAGCUGCCCCCCUACAUCUCCCAGUGUGACGAGGUGCUGCAGUUCUUUGAGACAAGACCUGAGGACCUGAAUCCCCCCAAAGAGGAGCAUGUUGGGAAAAAGAAAUCUGGGAGCGACCCGACCUCGGUGGACCCCAUGGUCCUGGAGCAGUUCGUGGUGGUGGCAGACUACCAGAAGCAGGAGAGCUCGGAGAUCAGCCUCAGCGUGGGCCAGGUGGUGGACAUCAUCGAGAAGAACGAGUCAGGUUGGUGGUUCGUCAGCACCGCGGAAGAGCAAGGCUGGGUGCCCGCGACCUGCCUCGAAGGGCAGGACGGCGGGCAGGAUGAGUUUUCCCUGGAGCCGGAGGAAGAGGAGAAGUACUCGGUCAUCUACCCGUACACGGCGCGUGACCAGGAUGAAAUGAACCUGGAGAGAGGGGCCGUGGUGGAGGUCAUUCAGAAAAACCUGGAAGGCUGGUGGAAGAUCAGGUACCAGGGCAAAGAGGGCUGGGCCCCAGCCUCGUACCUAAAGAAGAGCAGCGGGGAGCCCUUCUCCCUGAAGCUGGGCCCCGGCUCACCUGCCCACACGGGCGUCCUGGACCUGGAUGGAGUUUCCCGGCCGCCGAACUCCGUGGGCAGGGAGAAGGAGCCGCUCAGCAACCAGAGGGACGGCCGCUUUGAAGGCCGCCCGCUGCCAGACGGCGACGUCAAGCAGAGAUCGCCCAAGAUGAGGCAGAGACCCCCUCCUCGCCGGGAUAUGACCAUACCUCGGGGUCUCAACCUGCCCAAGCCCCCCAUCCCACCCCAAGUGGAGGAAGAGUAUUACACCAUUGCCGAGUUCCAGACAACCAUCCCUGAUGGCAUCAGCUUCCAGGCGGGCCUCAAGGUCGAGGUGAUCGAGAAGAACUUGAGUGGCUGGUGGUACAUUCAGAUUGAAGAUAAGGAAGGAUGGGCGCCAGCAACCUUCAUUGACAAGUACAAGAAGACCAGCAAUGCCUCGAGACCCAACUUCCUGGCUCCCUUGCCCAAUGAGAUGGCCCAGCUCCGGCUGGGGGAUGCAGCGAUGGAGACCAGCACGGGCGGUGACGCUGGCGGCCCCUCUCGGCCCCUGCCCGAUGCGCCGCUCGGCGCCGUGGACUCUGGGAUGCCGAGGUCCAAAGACUGGAAGGGCGGGAAGGAGGUCCUGAGAAAGGCGCCUCCCGACGUGCCGUGCACCGGCUACGAGGAGAUCUCCGACCUCAUCCAGGAGGAGAAGCCCAGCCUCCCUCCCCGGAAAGAAUCCAUCAUCAAGUCGGAAGGGGAGCUGCAGGAGCGCGAGCGGCAGCGGCUGGAGCAGCUCAGGGGCUCCUCGCCCAAGCCUCCGGGCAUGAUUUUGCCAAUGAUUCCAGCUAAACACAGCCCCCCGACCCGGGACGGCAAGAAGCCAGAGCCCAAACCUGACAAAAGCAAGGUAUUCCAGCUGAAAAACGAGAUGGGGCUGGAGUGUGGCCAUAAAGUAUUGGCCAAGGAAGUGAAGAAGCCCAACCUCCGGCCCAUCUCCAAACCCAAAGCCGACCCGCCGGAGGAGAAGCCGGAAGCCAUAGCCCAGAACCCCUUCCUGAAGUCCAAACCUCAGGUGAGGCCAAAACCAGCUUCCUCCCCCAGGAUCGAGGCACCUCAGGGCGAAGAGCAGGUGGACAUCUGCAACCUCAGGAGCAAGCUCAGGCCCGCCAAGCCCCACGAGAAGCCCUUGCCGGACGGAGAGAGCGGCCACCAGGCUGUUGGGGGCCAGGACGCGGCCUUCAGCCGCAGCUUCCUCCCAGGGGAGGGGCCCGGUCGCGCUCCGGACAGGACGGGCAAACAGGACGGGCUCGGCCCCAAGGAGGUCCCCUGCAGACCCCCUCCGAAGCCAGCCAAGACCACGGAUCCUGCGCCUAAGAAUGUGCCCGCGCCUCUCAGAGAGGCUCCCCAGGAGGCUCCCCAGCAGAGACCCGUGAUCCCGCCCCGCAGACCACCUCCCCCCAAGAAAACCUCCUCCUCACCCAGGCCCCUCCCGGAGCCCCUGGGGCCGCAGCGAGAGGCCAGCGAAGGCAGGGCCGCUCCUGCCCCAGGCCGGGCCCUGCUGGUCCCUCCGAAAGCCAAACCUUUUCUGGCCAACUCCUCGGGGGGCCUAGAAGACCUCCGAGGGAAAGGCGGGCUGGGCCCACGGAUGGCGGGCAAGAUGGGAGAGAACAGGGAGAAGGCGGCGGCGGCCCCCUGCCCCGGUGCCGACAGCCCGAAGGACCUGUACGUGGCCGUGGCCAGCUUCGAAGGGGACGAAGACACCAGCAGCUUCCAGGAGGGGACGGUGUUCGAGGUCCGGGAGAAGAACAGCAGCGGCUGGUGGUUCUGCCAGGUCCUCAGCGGGGCGCCCUCCUGGGAAGGCUGGAUUCCCUCCAACUAUCUCCGCAAGAAGCCCUAGCCUCCCGCCUCCCCGUGUGGAGGCCCCGCGUGCCCCCCUGGUUUCACCCACGUAUUUAAUAUGCCUCUUAAUUUAUCAUCCUCCACGCGGCUUCCAAGGAAGGCAGGCUCUGGGGGGCUGUGGUUUCCUCCCUCCCGUGGGUGGAGCCAGCCCUGGAGGCGCCGCGGCCACGCCCUUGCUCUCUCUCCGCUCGGUAUCCCUGCCUUAAGGCCAGUGGCAUCGCCCCGCGCUUCCCUGCCCACCCGGCAGCCGGACCGUGACCCUCCAGGCCUCCGGGACCGGGACCCGCCACGGGGAGAACCUGCAGAAGGAUUCCCCGCUGCUUGGACCCGGCGCAGCGAGGGGCAGUCGCUGGCAGCCCGCAGCCCGUGACAGCUUGCUCCAUGUCGAAAAGCCCAGUGACUUUAUUCACCCCGUUUCCCAAAUGCCCGGUACCAGAAAGGACUUCACUCUACAUAGAAGGCGGCUCCAUGGCCAAUCCCAGGGGGGUGUCCUUCUGUCCGAGGCCUCAGGCCCUGGGCCUCUCAGGUUUGACCAGAUGCAACUGCCCCACGAGGGAGUGGGCCUCCCAGCUUCUGUCUUUGAACCUGAUCCGUCCUAAAGGGGCGGGUCCAGCCUGGAGCAAGUGCCAGCCUCCGGACGAUCCCCGCCCCGCCCUGGGGCACGUCGCUUCUGUCCACUCAGACCAAGAAUCUCCACGUUUGUUGGAAAGAAGAGGACCAUUAACAAGCCAUGCUCCGUGCUGAGCGCCCCUUUGCUGAGUAGCUAGUCGGUGCCAAACUGUACGCGGCACUUUGCAUUCGUGUUUAACCCUCACAACAACCCUCUCUUGUAAUAUUAUACCCGUUUUACAGAUGAGGAAACUUGGGCGCAGUGUGCCCGAGGCACAUUAGCUGGGAAGAGGGGGAAGAGGACUUGAAUCCAGGCAGGGGGAGGGAGAGCCUCGGGUGCCGGAGCCCUGCUCUUUGCUCCCGAGCUGGUGUCCCGGAGGGAGAGAGCGGAUGGAGCAGAGGGAGCUGGGGUGGUCUCACAUGCCAGCCUUGAGGGGCCCAGGUGGCUCAAAGGCCAGCAGCUGGUUCUCCAGCAGGCUGAGCAUAGCAAGCAGUGGCCCCCUCAGAUGACAGGGACCCAAGGGCCGGGCAGCGCCUCCUGUCGCUCUCUGCUGCUGCUUCCCACUC
Messenger RNA from Eptesicus fuscus (big brown bat), 4053 nucleotides. It is a transcript of the gene SH3PXD2B, whose product is annotated as SH3 and PX domains 2B. The transcript is spliced from 13 exons. Gene Ontology annotation, biological process: superoxide anion generation. The record is from RefSeq and is a predicted model, not a curated record. The coding region runs from base 140 to 2875 and encodes 911 amino acids. NCBI's taxonomy places the organism in Eukaryota, Metazoa, Chordata, Mammalia, Chiroptera, Vespertilionidae. Gene Ontology annotation, molecular function: phosphatidylinositol binding; protein binding; superoxide-generating NADPH oxidase activator activity.